This is a messenger RNA of Myotis lucifugus (little brown bat), 1449 nucleotides long. RefSeq names its product claudin-34-like. Gene Ontology annotation, molecular function: structural molecule activity. Gene Ontology annotation, biological process: cell adhesion; bicellular tight junction assembly. The coding region runs from base 619 to 1263 and encodes 214 amino acids. The transcript is spliced from 2 exons. The record is from RefSeq and is a predicted model, not a curated record. Gene Ontology annotation, cellular component: plasma membrane; bicellular tight junction. Lineage: Eukaryota; Metazoa; Chordata; Mammalia; Chiroptera; Vespertilionidae.
CAGGGACUGGGCUGGGGAGGAGCCUACAACCAAGUACGUGCCCUUGACAGGAAUCGAACCCGGGACCCUUUGGUCGGCAGGCCUACGCUCUAUGCACUGAGCCACGCCGGCCGGUGUCAUUACUGUUUGCACGGUCAUUUCUUCCGGGUGGUGUGGGAGAGACCAUUUCUGGAGGACGGGAGAGGGAGGGGUUAGGACACCCGGCUGCUGUCAAGCAGACCUUGAGGACUCCAUGGUCUGAGCCCAGCUCACCCAGGAAGCAGGUAGGGAGGGUGCCUGAUGAGAAACAGAGUAAGCCUGGUGGUCAGUGAGGAUUGGAUACUGCCGUGUGUUCCGCACCCGGCAACAGAACCCUGCUGGUCAGGACAAUGGGGGUGGAAUGUGGCUGUGGACUGGAGGCUGAGGAGAGGGCUGGGAGUCGUGUGCCAGGCCCUCGUGUGGCUGAGGCCCGUGUGGCCGGUCCCGCAUAGCCAGGAGCCGGCCGGAGGACGCCCAGAGGAGCCGGAGGACACCCAGAGGAGCCGCGUGUGUGUCAACAGCGCUGCCUGACCUGUUAGUCGCCGUUCCUAGACACUCAGUCCCUUGGAGACACAUCCCUGAUCCCCUGGAUACACGGCCAUGGCCAUGUUUAAAAACGCCAAUUGCCAGGCAGCGAGUUUCUCCCUCAACACUCUGGGAUGGAUCUUAUCCAUGACCUGCAUGGGCCUGGCCGAGUGGCGGGUGUGGUACAUGGAGAGCAUCUCUGACCCCUCCCGGGGGCUGGCCUGCAUUGGGAUGUGGAAGGUCUGCACUUACCAGCACAACAGCCUCCCCGGCAGAGUCAUAGCCUGUCACCGCUACAGCUACAGUGACACCUACUUGCCGCUCGAUAUCCGCAUCGCUCAGAACCUGCUGCUGGCCGCCAGCCUCCUCGGGCUCCUGGGGAAAGUGCUCAUGGUCACGGGCCUGCUGAGAGUGUACGCGGGGCAGCUUCAGAAGGACACCACCUGCAAUCUGUUCUUCACUUCCGGAGUCCUGAGCGUCGUAGCGGGUGCAUUUAUCUUCACUGCUGUGAUCUGGAACCACCACUCCGUGAUGAAUGAAGAGGGCAUACACUUCCCGCCAUCCUUCCACAUCCCCUUCAGGCCGGACCGGCAGGAGACGGGCAGCACCGUGCCCGUGGCGGUUCUGGCUGCCUUCCUCAUGCUGUUGAGUGGGCUGCUUACCAUCUCUUUCCAGCUGCCCCCCAACAUCCACGUGUACCCUGAAGUCUCGCAAGUGUGAAAUUCCCGGCUGCAUAGCUGUGCAAAUCCAAGAGAGCCGCUUAUGGGGGUGAAGUGUUAUCAGGAUGCUCUAUGAAAUAGUUCCAAGGCAAAGUUCAUUCUGAGCAGAAAGUGGCCAUUGGCUUCUAUGUCCAAAUUGGGCUCAUUGAUUGGUUAAGGAACUUUCAUUAAAAAAAAUUCCAAAAUA